Messenger RNA from Lates calcarifer (barramundi perch), 4985 nucleotides. Its product is annotated as NACHT, LRR and PYD domains-containing protein 12. Gene Ontology annotation, molecular function: protein binding. Lineage: Eukaryota; Metazoa; Chordata; Actinopteri; Centropomidae. The record is from RefSeq and is a predicted model, not a curated record. The coding region runs from base 1 to 4026 and encodes 1341 amino acids. The transcript has 14 exons.
AUGACGUCACAGCAGAGAGCAGGUUUCCCUCUCAGACCAGAGAAGAUGAGUGAUUUGGAGGAAGAGGAGGACAGACCAGAGUCUGUCUGUCUGUCUAUGAAGAGUGCCCGGUUCAGAGACCCUCCUCUAUUCUUCAGUAAUAAACCUGGACCCUCAAAGACAAAAUGGAGAGCAGAGUCUCCAGGAUCCACCUGUCUGUCUAUGAAGAGUGACUGCUCCAAACGUUUUGAUCCUCCAGACUUCAGUAAUGAACCUGGACCCUCAGACACAAAAGAGAAGAGGAGGAGGAGAAGGAGGAGGAGGAGGAGGAGGAGUGGUGUUUGUGAGGAGGAGCAGCUGUCCUGCUGUUCUUUGUGUCAGGACGUCCUGAAGGAUCCAGUCUCUACCAGCUGUGGACACUGGUUCUGCAGACAGUACAUCACCUCAGACUGGGACCAGUCUGGUUCAUCAGGAGACUCCUCCUGUCCCCAGUGUGGACAAAGAUCCAGACCAGGACCUGGACUGCAGACAGCCAGUCAGACCAGCACUGUACAAAAUAGUGGUCUGCAGGAGGUUUUAGAUGAACAUCAGAUCAGUCUGAGGAGGAGAUGUGAACGUGUGACUGAAGGAACUGAUGGAACAGGAAGUAGAACCCUCCUCAACAGGAUCUACACUGAGCUCUACAUCACAGAGGGACAGAGUGAAGAGGUUAAUACCCAACAUGAGGUGAGGCAGCUGGAGACAGCUUCCAAGAAGAAGACCCUCCAUGACACUCCAAUCAGGUGCCAGGACGUCUUUAAAGCCUUACCUGACCAACAGAGACACAUCAGAGUGGUUCUGACCAACGGCGUCGCUGGUGUUGGAAAAACCUUCUCAGUGCAGAAGUUCACUCUGGACUGGGCAGAGGGCUUGGAAAACCAAGAUGUCAGUCUGCUGGUUCUGCUUUCGUUCAGGGAGCUGAACCUGAUCAGAGAUGAGCAGUACAGUCUUCUCACGCUGCUCCAUGUUUUCUAUCCAACAUUACAGAAGGUCACAGCAGAGAAGCUGGCUGUCUGUAAAGUUCUGUUCAUCUUUGACGGCCUGGAUGAAAGCAGACUUUCACUGGAUUUCAACAACACGAAGGUUGUGUCUGACGUCACACAGAAGUCAUCAGUCAACCAGCUGCUGACAAACCUCAUCCAGGGGAAUCUGCUUCCCUCGGCUCUGGUCUGGAUAACUUCCAGACCUGCAGCGGCCAAUCAGAUCCCUCCUUCAUGUGUUGACAGGGUAACAGAAGUACAAGGCUUCACUGACCCACAGAAGGAGGAGUACUUCAGGAGGAGAUCCAGUGAUGAAGAGCUGUCCAACAGAACCAUCUCACACAUCAAGACCUCCAGGAGCCUCCACAUCAUGUGUGGAGUCCCAGUCUUCUGCUGGAUCACUGCUACAGUUCUGGAGCACAUGUUGACUACAGAGCAGAGAGGAGAGCUGCCCAAGACCACGACUGACCUGUACUCACACUUCCUGCUGGUUCAGACAAAGAGGAAGAAGAACAAGUACCAUGAGGGACAUGAGACGAGUCCACAGGAGCUGACGGAGGCUGACAGGGAAGUUCUUCUGAAGCUGGGGAGGCUGGCGUUUGAACAACUGGAGAAAGGAAACAUCAUGUUCUACCAAGAAGACCUGGAGCAGUGUGGUCUUGAUGUGACAGAGGCCUUGGUGUACUCAGGAGUUUGUACAGAGAUCUUCAAAAGAGAGAGUGUGAUCUUCCAGAAAACAGUCUACUGCUUUGUUCAUCUGAGCGUUCAGGAGUUUCUGGCUGCAGUCUACAUGUUCCACUGUUUCACCAACAGGAACACACAGGUACUGGAGGACUUCCUGGGAGAAGAUCACAGUGACCCAUGUCUGGAGGACUUCCUGGGAGAAGAUCACAGUGACCCAUGUCUGGAGGACUUCCUGGGAGAAGAUCAUAGUGACCCAUGUCUGGAGGACUUCCUGGGAGAAGAUCACAGUGACCCAUGUCUGGAAGACUUCCUGGGAGAAGAUCAUAGUGACCCAUGUCUGGAGGACUUCCUGGGAGAAGACUGGGAACAUGAAAACUUUGAUUCAAGUAUGGAUGAUGAUGAUGAUUAUGAUGACGACGAUGAUGAUGAUGAUGAUGAUGAUGAUGAUGACGAUGUUUGCCCAGGUCCAUCUCUGGAUGUCUUCCUGAGGGGAGCCAUGGAGAAAUCCCUCAAAAGUGAAAAUGGCCACCUGGACCUGUUUGUUCGCUUCCUUCAUGGCCUCUCUCUGGAGUCCAACCAGAGACUCUUAGGAGGUCUGCUGGGUCAGACAGAGAACAGUCCAGAAAUCAUCCAGAGAGCCAUCAACAACCUGAAGAGAAUGAACACGUUCAGUAUCUCUCCUGACAGAAGCAUCAACAUCUUCCACUGUCUGAUGGAGAUGAACGACCACUCAGUUCAUCAGGAGAUCCAAGAGUUCCUGAAGUCAGAGAACAGAUCAGAGCAGAGACUCUCUGAGAUCCAGUGCUCAGCUCUGGCCUACAUGCUGCAGAUGUCAGAGGAGGUUCUGGAUGAGUUGGACCUGAACAAGUACAAGACGUCAGAGGAGGGACGACGGAGACUGAUCCCAGCUGUGAGGAACUGCAAGAAGGCUCGACUUGGUGGUUGUCGACUCUCAGAGACUCACUGUGAAGUCGUGGCCUCAGCUCUGAAGUCCAACCCCUCCCAUCUGACUGAACUGGACCUGAGUGACAACAAAGACCUGAAGGAUUCAGGAGUGAAGCUGGUCUCUGCUGGACUGGAGAGUCCACACUGUAGACUGGAGACUCUGAGGUUGAAGAACUGCAGGUUGUCAGAGAUCAGCUGUUCUUCUCUGGUCUCAGCUCUGAAGUCCAACCCCUCCCAUCUGAGAGAACUGAACCUGAGUAACAACAACCUGCAGGAUUCAGGAGUGAAGGAGCUGUGUGGUUUUCUACAGAGUCCAGACUGUAGACUGGAGACUCUGAGGUUGAGUCGCUGCAGUUUGUCAGAGAUCAGCUGUUCUUCUCUGGUCUCAGCUCUGAAGUCCAACCCCUCCCAUCUGAGAGACCUGGACCUGAGUCACAACUCCAACCUGCAGGAUUCAGGAGUGAAGGAGCUGUGUGGUUUUCUACAGAGUCCAGACUGUAGACUGAAGACUCUGAGGUUGAAGAACUGCAGUUUGUCAGAGAUCAGCUGUUCUUCUCUGGUCUCAGCUCUGAAGUCCAACCCCUCCCAUCUGAGAGAACUGGACCUGAGUAACAACUCCAACCUGCAGGAUUCAGGAGUGAAGGAGCUAUGUGGUUUUCUGCAGAGUCCAGACUGUAGACUGGAGACUCUGAGGUUGGUGAACUGCUGUUUGUCAGAGAUCAGCUGUUCUUCUCUGGUCUCAGCUCUGAAGUCCAACCCCUCCCAUCUGAGAGAACUGGACCUGAGUCAAAACAAGCUGCAGGAUUCAGGAGUGAAGGAGCUGUGUGGUUUUCUGCAGAGUCCAGACUGUAGACUGGAGACUCUGAGGUUGAUGAACUGCAGGUUGUCAGAGAUCAGCUGUUCUUCUCUGGUCUCAGCUCUGAAGCCCAACCCCUCCCAUCUGAGAGACCUGGACCUGAGUCUCAACAACCUGAAGGAUUCAGGAGUGAAGGAGCUGUGUGGUUUUCUGCAGAGUCCAGACUGUAGACUGGAGACUCUGAGGUUGAGUCGCUGCAGUUUGUCAGAGAUCAGCUGUUCUUCUCUGGUCUCAGCUCUGAAGUCCAACCCCUCCCAUCUGAGAGAACUGGACCUGAGUGAAAACUGGGACCUGCAGGAUUCAGGAGUGAAGGAGCUGUGUGGUUUUCUGCAGAGUCCAGACUGUAGACUGGAGACUCUGAGGUUGAGUCUCUGCAGUUUGUCAGAGAUCAGCUGUUCUUCUCUGGUCUCAGCUCUGAAGUCCAACCCCUCCCAUCUGAGAGACCUGGACCUGAGCAGAAACGACCUGAAGGAUUCAGGAGUGGAGGAUCUGUUAGAUCUUGUGGAGGACCCAGACUACAGACUGCAGACUGUGAGGAAAUAAAGUGCUGAGUCAUCAAGGUGAGAGUCUGUGACUGGUCCAUGUUAGUGGGAGAUAACAAGUCUGAACUGAUCUGAGAACAGCUCCACUGUCAGACACAGAGUCCAGUCCACCAUCAUCCCUGCAGUGGAGUUCAGAGAGGAGCAGUGAAGCUGAUCUGAACAACAUCGUACCAACACUCUACAUUAGUUUUUCCUUCAAGUUGUCCCUGUGUACUUCCUGUUCUUUACUGACUGACUGAUUAAUAUAUACAGUAUACGUAGCACACAGCCUCCCACAGGAGCAUAUUACAUGUAUAACAUACAGUAGUACAACAAGCAGAUAACAGCAGAUAUCAGAGAGUCUUACAGAGUAAAUACACAGAACAUUCAGUUCCUCUGUGUCUGUGUUUGUACGCUGUGAAGCAUGAAAGACUUCUUGUAUAUUCCAGCUGACUGUCAUGAUCCUGAAUCAACAACCAGAGCAGAGCAGCUCAGACUGAGAGUGGUGUGUGUGAGGGAUCUAACAUGUUCAGCUUUCUUUUGUACAGAACCAUUCAAUAUAUAGUAAAGUUGUUUUAUGACUCACCAUCAUCUUCUCUGCAGUUUUAACUCAGAGAGUUUUUCAUCUUUAAAGUUUAGUUGCCGUAUCAAGCUGUUACAUUAAAUGUGAAGAUGCUUUCAGCCAGUCUGUAUGAUGGUGUGUAUUCUAUGUGAUGGCUAAUGCUGAAACUGAAAAUGUUCUGCUUCUUCUACAAGAAGAAAAACUAUUAAUCUUUGACUGGUGUUCACGUCACUUUAUUUCUGUACGUGUGAGAUUUUUCCUUCCAAUAUAUUUUUUAAGGAAUCAAUAAUAAAUAAGUAGCUGGUGAGUGAAAGAAUCGAUCCUGUCCUAUCGGUCCGUCCGUCCUCAGACUGUACUUCUGUCUCUGACACUGAUUCUUUGUUCAGAGAUGUCUGACUUUUAAAUAAAGUAUAACUUCA